This is a messenger RNA of Stylonychia lemnae, 765 nucleotides long. The record is from the annotation of a GenBank genome assembly. NCBI's taxonomy places the organism in Eukaryota, Ciliophora, Spirotrichea, Sporadotrichida, Oxytrichidae.
AUGAAUCACAUCGUAUAGACUUCGGUCCUUCUUACAUCCUUCUUGACUUAGCUCAUGGAGUAGCUACCUCAACUAGAGGAGAAGAUUGUACUCAAGAACCCCUCAUUCCUUGAACAAGACGACCUUACUGGCUCAACCGAUGAAGCCAGUUGGCCAAAGGUUAAGGUACCUUAUAAUUCUGAGAUCAAGAGUGCAGUCUACAUCUAUGACUGGGAAGAGAAGAAGCUCGAGACUCUCAGAGAUAUGACCAUCCAAAAGUGGGUUGACUCUGAUGGAAACAGAGCUCUUUCAAUGGUUACUCUUAAUGUUCCUCUCCAAGGUGAAAUGACCUGCAGCUCAUAUUUUGAUUUCAAUGCUAGAAAACUUGUUAAGAGCGUUGAGGGCAAAGAUUACUGCGAGGUUAUUGACUUGAAAGAAGAUUUCGUUCUCAGAGAGCAUAUUGAUGCCCUUAAGAACCCAGAUGGUGGAAUAACUACCUAUUUGGGCACCAAGCACUGCAGAUGGACAUAGGAGACUUAUCACGCUUUCAGAAUUGAGGUUGAUAACUUCGAUCUCAAGAGAGUCUUCAUCCUUUACUUCGACGAGACUGCUAAGGAUCUUAAAUGGCUUGCUAUGAUCAGACCACUUCCCUUGAUCUUUGAAAUCGAGAAUGGCCUCUCAGAGAGAAAGUUCUCAGACAAGGACUUCGAGAAGGUGGUAACCGAGUGCCCAAGAGGUUCCAAAAUGGACGAUGAAUCAAUUCAUGAGUUAUUUGGAAUGAUCUGA